Pomacea canaliculata is the source of this 1544-nucleotide messenger RNA. RefSeq lists its product as uncharacterized. Bases 706 to 1236 code for a protein of 176 amino acids. The transcript is spliced from 8 exons. Lineage: Eukaryota; Metazoa; Mollusca; Gastropoda; Architaenioglossa; Ampullariidae. The record is from RefSeq and is a predicted model, not a curated record.
UGGCACAAGCUCGGUCGUCAUUUGAUACACGCCAUGGUGAUGAAGACAGACCUGGGCAGAGGAGUGGUCUAGGACAGGAGACAAAGGACGAAAAUGGCCUGUUGUGUGUGCGUGUGUGUUCUUACCUGUCUCAUCCUCGUCGCUAGGACGGAGGGCGCUGCUGUGGGAAACUCAGACCACUGGCCCGCAGGUGUGACAUACACUUGUGUGGACACUGCACGUGAAGGUCGCAAUGUUUUGAUCACAAUCGACCCCGAAGAUCGUCACUAUGACGACGUGGAAAGCUCUCGACGAUGCGGGGAACGUCCUCGGCCUGUGCCCAGAAUGGAGGGUAGAGCGGUCCUCGCGAGGAAUCAACAGUAUCACCAUCCCCGUGAGGGAAGAGACCCUGGACGGCGACUCAUGUGGCGGUCGCAAGACUGGCUUAUCAAGCUUCUCGUGGAUACUUCUCCUGAAAGAUAAAACAGGUGUUUCUGAACAGACGGGACAGGUGAUACACCUCACCUGCGACUUCGACGUCAAGGAGGAACUCGGGACAAACACCAACAUGUCCAGGGGAGCGACUUAACGACUGUGAGUGACUCCGGCGAUUGGGGCCAGGAAGUUCUCGUGGACUCUCCAGAGAUAAUCGCCUUGGAGUUCGUCGAUCCGGUCUCUGGAGAUGUGUUGACUGAAGCCCCUCCCACCUCCGACGUUCGCCUCCGCAUGAGUUUGAUCGUGGGUGAAGAAGAUCUGAUGGAAGUUGUGUCUCCUUUCAACUGUGUGGCUUCGUCCAUCGACGGUCAGUAUGGUGAGCAGCUUACCGACGACAAAGGGUGCGGUGUGGAAUGGUCUCCUAUGAGAAUACUCAACGCAGCGGACAAUUCCUUUGCGGUGUAUUCUGCGCUCAUUCAUCUGCCUUCCUUCCUAAAAGCGAGCGUCUUGCAAGUCUCGUGUGAAUUCUAUCUCUGUCCCCUCCACGGCCCUAGUCCCUGCCUUAGACGCUGCGGGGAUCCCAUUCGCAGAUUGAAGGGUCGUGUCAGGAGAGAGUCUGAAUCACCUAAAAGCAGCAACAGCAGCACCGCCACCACCAUCAUCACCACCACAACUAUCAUCAUCAACAAGAACAGAAGAACGAAAAACAAAUCCGCACUACUUCCAUUCGGGUUCUUCCUAGCGUCAGCAAUGUCCAGAAAGCAAGAAAGACAGGAGCAGACGUGGCGUCCGAUGUCGAAGACAAGCGGUCCCAGUCAAUGAGCCACCCGGAUCCGUUCCUCUACCUGAACCCCAUCACCUGCUCUUUGUUCCUCAUUCUUCUCACCGUCUUCCUCAUCCUCUAUGUCGCCUUCCUCCGCUCCCUUCGCCGCUCGAUCGAAGACAUGAAACGGGAGAUCGAGGCGCAGAGGUCACGUGAUAAGUUUUUGGUCAUGUGACCGGAAUCUGGUCACGUGAAAAUUUCCUGUCAUGUGACUAGUUCUUCGCUGAGAACCACAAUAUUUGUUCUGGUACCACUGUAGACAUGUAUUUUUGAACAUUAAAAAAUAAAACAGGUUUAUUUGCGAAAA